This is a messenger RNA of Siniperca chuatsi (mandarin fish), 5375 nucleotides long. RefSeq names its product microtubule associated monooxygenase, calponin and LIM domain containing 1 (gene mical1). The record is from RefSeq and is a predicted model, not a curated record. Lineage: Eukaryota; Metazoa; Chordata; Actinopteri; Centrarchiformes; Sinipercidae. Gene Ontology annotation, molecular function: FAD binding; protein binding. Bases 297 to 4154 code for a protein of 1285 amino acids. The transcript has 25 exons.
UACCAGAACGUCCCGGAAGAGCCUCCACUCGUGCAGUACGAGCGCGAGGUGCAGGUGAGCUUACGCGCACUGUUUACCUGUAAACAAAGACAAAACAAAACAUGGGAACGGCACCCAGGAUACAGUUUCACGGAUACCGGCUUCCUGCACGACUACAAACCUGGCUGGAGAUCAGUGUUUGAUCCAACAUCUUGAUACACACAGCGUUGCCAGACACACUGGCAGAGCUUACACAUGUAAUAAGUUAACCAAGAAACCCAGUGACCAAAGGACUGGGUCAACCAUCAUCCUCCACUAUGGCGAGCCAGGACCCUGUCAACCCUUCACAUGCUACAUUUGACUUCUUUGUCCAAGCCCAGACUUGUAAGGAUGUGAAGCAUCACUUUGCUGAGCUCUGCAGGCAACUGGACAUCAAUCCAAAGGAUUUCAGGAGCUUCUACAGCAAGUUAAAGGAAAGACUGAACUACUGGAAGGCCAAAGCCUUGUGGACAAAACUGGACAAAAGGGCAUCUCACUCAGAUUACCAACAAGGAAAAGCCUGCACCAAAAACAAGUGUCUUGUGUUGGGUGCAGGGCCGUGUGGCCUGAGAACGGCCAUCGAACUGUCCCUGCUGGGGGCUCAGGUGGUGGUGUUGGAGAAGAGAGAGGCUUUCUCCAGGAACAAUGUUCUCCACCUGUGGCCCUUCAGCAUUUAUGACCUCCGCGGGCUCGGAGCCAAGAAGUUCUACGGCAAAUUCUGCACCGGGUCUCUGGAUCACAUCAGCAUCCGUCAGCUCCAGUUGGUUCUAUUGAAAGUGUCACUUCUCCUCGGGGUGGAGGUGCACACCGGAGUGGAGUUUCAGGGCUUGAUUGAGCCCUCAGGAGAAAACGGUUGGAUGGCCAAGCUGCACCCUGGGUCUCAUCCUGCUGCAACCUUCGAGUUUGAUGUCUUCAUCUCUGCUGGAGGAGGCAGGUUUGUCCCUGAUGGUUUUAAGCACAAGGAGCUGAGAGGCAAGCUGGCUAUUGGCAUCACAGCCAACUUCACCAACAGACACACGGCUGCUGAGGCCCAAGUAGCAGAGAUCAGCGGUGUGGCCCGCAUCUACAACCAGAAGUUCUUCCAAGAGCUGCUCACUGAGACAGGUAUCGAUUUGGAGAAUAUUGUCUACUACAAAGACGACACCCACUACUUUGUCAUGACUGCCAAGAAGAAGAGCUUGCUGAAGAAGGGGGUCAUUAAACAGGACUACAGUGAUGCAGAGGAGCUGCUGGCUCCUGCAAACGUGGAUCAUGAGGCUUUGUGCUGCUAUGCCCAUGAUGCUGCCUACUUCUCCACAGGUGGCAAACUGCCUGACCUCCAGUUUGCUCAGAACCAUGCCGGCAAGCCAGACGUGGCCAUGUUCGACUUCACCUGCAUGCACCGUGCUGAGAAUGCCUCUCUGGUCAGGGAGAGGAGGGGGAAGAAAUUGUUGAUGGGUCUUGUUGGUGAUUGCCUGGUGGAGCCUUUCUGGCCUCUGGGUACAGGUAUUGCCCGUGGGUUUCUAGCUUCUUUUGACACAGCGUGGAUGGUGAGGAGCUGGGGCAUGGGGAUCCAACAUCUCAAGGUCCUGGCUGAGCGAGAAAGUAUCUACCAGGUCCUGUCCCAGACCACACCAGAAAACACCAGCAAAAACUAUGCUGGUUAUAGCAUUGACCCCAAAACACGGUACACAAGAGUCAACCUCUCCUCCAUCCAGACCAACCAGGUGCAGCACCUAUAUGAUGUUGACAAAUCCAAUCCAUCGAGCAAGAAAUGGAACAAGAUGGCUCACAUGCGUCAAGAUUCAGUCAGUGGUUCUGAAGAGUUGUUGAAAUGGUGCCAGAAACACACCGUGGGUUAUGAGAAUGUGAAUGUAAAAGAUUUUACCCAAUCCUGGAGGUCCGGAUUGGCUCUGUGUGCUCUGAUCCACCACUUCAGACCUCAGCUCAUUGACAUGUCCUCGCUGGAUGAGUCCAGUGCUGUUCACAACAACCAACUGGCUUUCAGCAUCUUGGAGAAGGAGCUGGGCAUCCCACCUGUCAUGUCUGCCAGUGAUUUAGCCAAAAGCGGUCAGAUAGACAAGCUGUCCAUGGUCCUCUACCUCACCCAGGUCCAAAAUACCUUCACUGUGCCAGCAAAAGGUAAAAGUUUGGACCCUGUAGGCAUCCUGCCAUCGUCCAAGCCUCUGACUCUCUCCAAGACACGGUCAGCUGUGUUUUUCCUGAACAAGCUGAAGCACAACUCUCUGCAAAGGCGCAAGGAAAAGCUGGCAGCUGAGAAACAAGAAAGAGAGACAAGGAUGGGAGAUGAGGACAGUACGGUGGUGCUUCCUGCGUCCCCUGAGCUCGGUCCUACACCUGAUCCUGCUCCUGCUCCUGCUCCUGAGCCUGAGCCUGAACCUGGUACUGGUGUGUUAAUGACAAACAGUGAGGAGUGUUACUUCUGUGGUCAGAGGGUCUAUGUGCUGGAGCGCAUCAGUGCUGAGGGCAAGUUCUUCCAUCGAAGCUGCUUCACCUGCCAUCAGUGCGCCAUCACACUCAGACUGGGAGGAUACACUUUUGACCAGACUACAGGGAAAUUUUACUGUGAGCUGCACUCUGAAGAGCUGGAGCUGGAAAACAGGGCUGAAACAUCUUGUAAGGAUAGAGAAGGAAAUCACAAAGGGACAUAUGAAGAGAAUGGGGUUUCCAGUGAUGAUUAUACACCAUCUCCAUCAGAUGAGGAAAAUGAGCACACUCUGGACUGUGGUCCCUCUACUCACACACAGUCACAUAAACCUGAAGGACAGGACCGCCAUAUACUUGAAUCCAAAGAAGAGUCCCAAGAACCACAUGCAUCAAAAACUCCAAGAGAUCCUCCUUCUAAAACUGAGGUAGCAGGACACACUGAGGAGGAGACCGAAGAGCCUCCGCCCACAGUGCCCUAUCCUGUCCCCAAGCCCCGCCACUCUCGGCAGACCACACCCAGCCCUCAGCCCUCUCCUCCAAGAGCAAAACCUCGCACAGUCCAUCUUUUUAACCCCUCGACUCCAGAAAAACAUUCAUCUCCAACCCCUACAAUAGAGAUCUCCAAGGCAGCACCAGAUUCCCGUCCGAAGCAGUCACUCCGAAAGCUUCAGCUGACCGAUGAGGAGAAAACCCAGCUGGUGAAUCUUCAGAGCUUCAGCGCAGAUUCUGACUCAGAGACCCCUGGUGGAUCCUCCUCCUGUUCCUCUUCCUCUGCAACUGCAGGGGGUCCAAGCCCCCCUAAACCAGAGGGACUGGAUGGGCAAGAAGAGGAGGGCUAUUGGAGUGGGAGCACCGCCAGUCACAUGCGGGAGAAGAGGAAUCGACGCUGCUUCAGGAGAAAAGAGAUGCCAGGCGGACAGACCAGAGUACGAUCCAAGUUUUCCCCCUGGAAUCUCUCUUCCCCGAGGAUCAGCAGAGACACCCGGCUCAGCGUCCUCAUCAAUCAUCCAGGGAGAGUGGAAACAACAUUCAGACAUGUUCACAGCACCUCAGAAGAGGGGGUCGAUGGGGAUGAUGAUGAUGAUGACGACGAUGAUGAGAUGUUUGCACAAGAUGAUACUGACCUAUUUGAUGAGAAAUUUCAGACGGUGCCAUCAGACCCUGUUGAGGCUGAGAAGUUGGAGUUGAUGAAGAUGAGGACACUGGAGCGGCGAGCCAAGAUGAGCGAAUUACAGCGAUUGCGCAAAGCCCAGUCCAUCCAGAGGAGACUGGAGGAGAUUGAGGUGACCUUCAAGGAGUUGGAGGACAAAGGUGUAGUGCUGGAGCGAACUCUGCGAGGAGAGGCUGGCAACAGCGGUUCUCCUGAAAUGAUCGAGAAUUGGAUCGAGCUCGUUCAUGAGAAGAACGCAUUGAUUUCUGAAGAGUCUGACCUCAUGGUGGCGUCUCGGCAGCUGGAACUCGAAGACAAGCAAAGCAUGCUGGAGUUGGAGCUCAGGAAAUACAUGGAGCUGAAUGACAAGACGUCAGAGCAGCAGGCAGAAGAAGAUCGGGUGCUUCAACAGAUGAUCGAGGUGGUGGACAUGAGGGACUCCUUGGUGUCGUUUCUGGACGAGAAGAGGCUGAAGGAGAUAAGCGAAGAGCAAGAGGCCUUCUCCAUCAGGGAGGCUAAACGACACUCGAAGGCAGGAGCUCAGGUUCACUGGGCGUAAGGCUUUCACGCACACACUUACUCAGCAUGAACCCAUAUGUACUGUACAGUAGAUCUACUGUAUGUGAGACUUGCUGCAUACAGACUUGGAACCUGAAACCUAACUUUUGAAAAGCCAAAGAUGAUACAGAAACGUUGCGGAGGGUAACCCACCACAAGCGGUCCCUCUUUAUCCGACUAGGAUAAAGAGUUCAGGGUUAUUGGCCAGAGGCUGAGUGAAUAUCAGUUGAAAUCCGCACCCUAGAGGGAGACUUAAGCCUGGAGAUCUGAGGCUUUGAGUUGACGCAUCCAACAACUCUCCGGCUAAGCCCUGCCUGCCGUGAUAGUGGGGUCACGGCAACGGACCACAUAUGAAAAAGGACCCCUUGUGUCUGCUGCACUAUUUAACAACCACCACACAGCAGCUUAUCAUUACCCAGCCUGGGACUUGGCCUGGUUUGGUGUAAGAAACAUGUGACUCAAGUGCAGACUAAGCAGCCAAGACUAAGCAGCGUAACAUUACAGUGGGGAACCUGCAGUAGCUGGCUUUGGAGCCUUAGAGUUAGAUCUAGGUUGAAAACACAGGAUUGAUUGUGUUUUUGAAAAUACUUUGAUGUUCAUGUUGAUUUUACUUGUGACAUCAUGAAUAAGUGCUACUGUACACAAACACAUAAUAUACAUAUCAUAAUUCUAUGUUUAAUAUUUGUAUACUGAAUACAUUUUAGAAAUAUGAUGGUGGAGAAAAAAAACAAAGGUAGUUAAAAUUAGAAUAGAAUUAUUAAAUUCCGUUAUUAGUAUUCAUGAUUUAAUUUUAUUGCCAAGUUUGCUUUGCUUUUAUGAAUUUUGUAGCACAUCCUGCUGUUCACCAUGUCCUUUCCUGAUAGCAUGUUGGAUAGUUAAUCUCAGGGGUUGAUGGUUCAGUCCUCUGGGCUCAGAGUUGGAGUUUUCACUGAUGGCCUUCAACAGUCGGCUGCUCUUUAAGUGGUGGUGUAUUAUAUGAACACAGGGAGUUUGGGGGGGGUGAAUGGAAAAAAGACUUAAUGGACUGGUUCAUCUAUUUAUAAAUGCCAUCAUUUAUCAUUUGCAAGUGUUCCUAUUCAUGUGCUGGCAGAAUAGCCAAAAUCAAGACAAAGACCAGUUUGUUGUUAGUGAAAAGGAGCCUUAUAUAUUCAUUGUUCUGCUGCCAUUUUGUGCCACCUGGACGGCACUUCACAGUAUAUCAAAUAAAGAUCAUGCACUUUGA